GCUUACUUUGCAGUGCAAAGUGAGCAUCCUAAGCGAAUAGUUUACGAUCAUACUCUUUGGACCCUCUCAUUCCUCAAUUCUCCACGCUUUGGUUCACAGUUCGCGCUAUUUGGAAUAGAAAAAUGCCAGCUCCUUUCAAGUGUUUGCUAGCUUCGGCGUUGGCUGUGAGUGUCGUCAAUGGCCACGGCUACAUGACGGACCCGAAGGUGAAGUUCACUGCUCAGGCAGGCGAUCCGACACAGUUCAUCGGCUCUAUCCAGGCCUCCGACUCGGGUUUCAGUGGCACUUUUAACGGUGCUCCAAAGGACAAUGUGGCAGCUUUCACCAAGGCAUUUACGUCUAGCAAGUACAAAUCUCUCAAGGAAUAUGUCACUGACAAGGCCAAGAUCAUCGUAAGUGGUGCCACCCUCACUUGCGGCUCUUGUGAUCCGAAGCAAGAACCACAGCCCAUGCCCAAGUCCACUGUGGAGUGGUCGCACUCAGACUCUGAGGGUUUCACUCCCUCGCACGAAGGACCAUGUGAGGUGUGGUGCGACGACGUCCGUACGUUCCAGGACGACGAUUGUGCCGCCCACUACACUAUGGUCCCUGCUGAGAUGCCUUUUGAUCGGGAUGCCUGCAUGGGUGCCAGUACGCUUACGUUCUACUGGAUGGCCAUGCACUCGUCAAGUUGGCAGGUGUACGUCAACUGUGCCCCGCUCGCGAAGACCACCUCUACCGGCGCUAAGUCAAAGUAUGAUGUGGGUAGCACUUCCUCAACGGCACAGUCGAACAGCACAUCUAGUGCGUCAAGCGAUACCCCCUCCACCCCGACUGCUGAGGCCCCCACGACCCCCUCUACCCCGUCCUCCGGUAGUUCUACUUCGUCAACCACGGCACCCUCUACCCCGUCGGAGACUACCGCUCCGUCUUCGCCUUCUCCCACUAACGCUCCGUCGCCAACUGACGCUCCGUCGGCACCUUCACCUACUGACGCUCCGUCAACACCAUCGACCACUACUGCUCCUACCACGGACGAGUCGGACUGUGGCUCGUACGAUGUCGCCGGCUCCGACUCGGACUGCGGUUCGUAUGAUGUCGCCGGCGGCGGUUCCGAAUCGGAUUGUGGUUCGUAUGAUGUUAUGGGUAGCGAGUCGGACUGCGGAUCGCUCGACGUUGCUGGAAGUGGAGAUGUCAAUCAGGGUGCUGGUUCGCAGACGAACUUUGACUUCAGUACGAUGCAGGGCGCGGCUGACGCUGGCACGGUGGCGCCGUACAAGUAGAUGAAGGAAUUUGUGGACAACUGGAAUCUCAAUGUUUAGUACCGUUAGCAUAAACUUGUGACUAAACCUCGAAGCCACAAUAACCAAUAUACGUGUGAAUGUUCAAGUGUGAA
This is a messenger RNA of Phytophthora nicotianae INRA-310, 1375 nucleotides long. RefSeq lists its product as hypothetical. NCBI's taxonomy places the organism in Eukaryota, Oomycota, Peronosporomycetes, Peronosporales, Peronosporaceae. The transcript has a single exon. The record is from RefSeq and is a predicted model, not a curated record. The coding region runs from base 123 to 1262 and encodes 379 amino acids.